Molecule: messenger RNA, 522 nt
Organism: Plasmopara halstedii
Lineage: Eukaryota; Oomycota; Peronosporomycetes; Peronosporales; Peronosporaceae
Exons: 4
Coding region: 1-522 (173 amino acids)
Source: RefSeq, a predicted model, not a curated record
AUGGACACUAAUCACAUGGAAUCGCAUCGUCUAAGUAGAAAACAGCGUAGUAGAGAUAGCUCACAGCGACCGGCCGCAGGGACAAGCACGCGAGCUAAAGUCGCAUUCGGUUCGCGUCUUCCUUAUCCCAAGACGAAGGUCAAUAUUAAGGCAAAGCGCCGAUAUUUAAUUCAAGCACAGCAAGAACGUGAUGGGCCCCGACCGAACGAGCCGAAAAAGCUGGGUAGAUUCUUGUCUCAAAACGAAGCUCCAGAAUGUUUAAAAGUCAAGUCUAUGCACCGACCAUUGGUCGUGAAGAACAUUUCCGCUCCCACGAAAGUGGUUGGUCUCAAAAGCAGCAACAAUGUAAUCGAAUCCGUGCCUUGGACUACAGCCUUUGCGUUAACAAAAGACGAAUCGGCCGAACACCAGAAACUUAUUGCCGACGCUCUAACUCCAGUGUUCUGGAUAAAGCGCCGUGAAAAAGUGGAAGCAUCAUUAAAGUUGUUGGACGCGAUUGAAAAGCGCGCCAGAGGAGUAUAG